AUGCCAGGAGAGAAGAAAGCCACCGCCAAACCAACAAAGUCUGCCGCACCACAGGCCAUGGAGGUUGUCCUGGAGGAUUCCAUCAACAUUUCGGACAAAGAUGUGGCGUUCGAAGAGGAUCUUCUUAGAAACCCUUACUCCCUUCGCCAUUGGCAGCGAUAUCUGGAGCAUCAUGCGAAGUCGCCCAUUGCACAACAGUUCGUCGUCUACGAGAGAGCGGUCAAGGAACUGCCGGGAUCAUACAAACUCUGGAAGGCAUAUCUGGAUCAGAGGAAACAGCACCUCACCAAGCGCAACUUGCCCUAUGUAAAGGCUCAGAGUGAAUGGGAGAGCGUGGAUGAUUGUUAUGAGCGUGCCUUGGUGCUCCUCCACAAGAUGCCAAGGAUCUGGAUCGACUAUCUUCAGCACCUCAUCGCAACACCCAGGAUCACAAAGACCAGGAGGGUAUUCGACAAGGCACUGAGGGCUCUUCCCAUUACUCAACACAUUCGCAUUUGGCACCUGUAUUUGGCUUGGGCCAAGAAGGUUGGUGGAGAGACAGCACUCAAAGUCUACAAGCGCUACUUGAAGUUGGAGCCAAAUCACGGAGAGGACUAUGUCGACUUGUUGGUGUUAAUGGAGCGUUACGACGAGGCUGCCUCUCGGCUUUGCAAGAUGAUCAACAACGAAAAGUUCCAGUCCAUGCACGGCAAAUCACACUACCAGCUUUGGCGUCAGCUGUGCGACAUCAUUUGCUCUCACCCUAAGGAUGUCAAGUCAAUCCCCAUCGAGAACAUUAUUCGUAGCGGCAUCAGGAGGUUCACGGAUCAAACAGGACGUCUCUGGAACGAUCUCGCAAAGUAUUGGAUUUUGCUAAACCAUUUUGAGAAGGCUCGGGAUGUGUACGAGGAGGCGAUUACAUCUGUCAUGACUGUUCGCGAUUUCACCCAGGUUUUUGACACCUAUGCCGAGUUUGAGGAGUCUGUGAUCAGUGCCAAGAUGGAGGCUGCCGAGGCUGCCGAGGCCGAGGGUGAGGCAGGAGUGGAUCAGAUGGAGCUGGACAUGCGUUUGAUGAGACUGGAGCGUUUGAUGGAGCGUCGUCCCUUCUUGGUCAACGAAGUCUUGUUGAGACAGAACCCCAACAGCGUUCAUGAGUGGCAGAAGCGGGUUGAGCUCUGGGGCGAUAACGCACAGAAAGUGGUUGAUACCUACACACAGGCUGUGACGACGAUUCACCCAAAGAAGGCAGAUGGAAAGUUCAACGGACUUUGGAUCAAGUUUGCCAAGUUUUACGAGGAUGGCAACGACUUGAUCUCGGCUAGGACUAUCUUUGAGAAGGCGACCAAGGUCAACUACAAGACUGUCAAUGACCUGGCUGAUGUCUGGUGCGAGUAUGCAGAGAUGGAGGUCCGCCACGAGAACUACGAUGCGGCACUUCAGGUCAUGGGGCGUGCUACGAUACCUUCCAAGCAAAAGAACAUUGCAUUUCACGACGAGACGCUGCCUGUUCAAGUUCGUGUUUACAAGUCGUUGCGCUUGUGGUCGUUCUAUGUCGAUUUGGAGGAGUCGGUUGGAACAGUGGAGUCGACAAAGGCUGUGUACGACAAGAUUCUGGAAAUCAAGAUCGCCAACCCUCAGAUCAUUGUCAACUAUGCCAACUUUUUGGAGGAGAACAAGUUCUUCGAGGACAGUUACAAGGUGUACGAGCGUGGUAUCGACCUUUUUGGCUACCCUAUUGCCUUUGAGCUCUGGAAUAUUUAUCUUUUGAAGUUUAUCGAGCGCUAUGGUGGAACGAAACUCGAGCGUACUAGAGAUCUCUUUGAGCAGGCUAUUGAGAAGGUGCCAGCCAAACACGCCAAGCCUCUUUACCUUAUGUACGGAAACUUGGAGGAGACUCAUGGUUUGGCGCGUCACGCUAUGAGUAUCUACGACAGAGCGACCAAGGUGGUUGCACCGGAGGACCGCGCCGACAUGUACCACUUCUACAUUGCUAAGGCGGCAACCAUGUUUGGUGUCACGUCAACUCGCGAGAUCUACGAGCGCGCUAUCGAGGUUCUUCAGGACAAGGAUGCACGUAUCAUGUGCUUGCGUUAUGCAGACAUGGAGCGCAAGCUGGGCGAAGUCGAUCGUGCCAGAGGCAUCUAUGCUCACGGCAGUCAAUUCUGCGACCCCAGGAUCGCGCAAGAUUACUGGCAGACAUGGCACGAUUUCGAGGUGCAGCAUGGAAACGAGGAUACUUUCAAGGAGAUGCUCCGUAUCAAACGGAGUGUCCAAGUCAAGUUCAACACCGAUGUCAGCUACAUUACUGCCCAGAUGCUUCAGACCCAGGAGAAGAGCAAGGCUGCUGGCGGCGAUGCUAUGCAGACCUUGGAUCGCAUGACUAUUGGCGGACCUGGAGAGAUGGCCUUUGUCAAAUCGUCUGCUCAUUCUGUUAAACAGACUCACGGAGAGGCUGAGGAAGAACCUGCAGCUCCUGUUGCAGUAACGAACCCUGACGAGAUUGCCAUUGACGACGAUGAAGAUAUUUAG
This is a messenger RNA of Linnemannia hyalina, 2508 nucleotides long. NCBI's taxonomy places the organism in Eukaryota, Fungi, Mortierellomycota, Mortierellomycetes, Mortierellales, Mortierellaceae. The record is from the annotation of a GenBank genome assembly.